AUGGUGCUUGGGCUGCUCAUUGAAGCUGCCAGGGAUGCGCUGACGGCCAUGAACAGUCCGGAGGGGGACUGCAUCUUCUGCAUCGACUGCUUUGCAAGAUGGUGGAGAUGGGAACAGCGGUCACUGCAUGCCAAGCGCAAGCAGCUCAUCGAGGAGCUCAAAGCUGCGGCAGGCCCCAAGCUGCACGACCUGGGCCUGGUGCCCUAUGCACAGGGCCUGUUCACCAUCCUAUGCCCGUCAUGCAGGUUCAAGGUGGGACCUGAUGAUCUUGCCAAGUGGAUGCCGAGGCUUGUGCCGCGCAAAGGAAAUGCAGCAGAAGUGCAGGCCUCUGAGGAGCAGCCGGCGUCCUGCCACACAGUGGAGCUGCCCGAAGCUGACAUGGCGCGACUGCGCCAUAUGCAGCAGACCCACGCUCGCCUCUUUGCUGCGCAACAGCAGAAGGACACCUGCACGACGCUGUCAUGGUGA
Messenger RNA from Coccomyxa subellipsoidea C-169, 468 nucleotides. RefSeq lists its product as hypothetical. Gene Ontology annotation, molecular function: ubiquitin protein ligase activity. The transcript is spliced from 4 exons. Lineage: Eukaryota; Viridiplantae; Chlorophyta; Trebouxiophyceae; Coccomyxaceae. Bases 1 to 468 code for a protein of 155 amino acids. Gene Ontology annotation, cellular component: nucleus. The record is from RefSeq and is a predicted model, not a curated record. Gene Ontology annotation, biological process: protein ubiquitination.